Molecule: messenger RNA, 1899 nt
Organism: Pogoniulus pusillus (Red-fronted tinkerbird)
Lineage: Eukaryota; Metazoa; Chordata; Aves; Piciformes; Lybiidae
Gene: CCDC65
Product: coiled-coil domain containing 65
Exons: 9
Coding region: 132-1535 (467 amino acids)
Biological process (GO): axonemal dynein complex assembly; regulation of cilium movement; cilium-dependent cell motility
Cellular component (GO): axonemal dynein complex; axoneme
Source: RefSeq, a predicted model, not a curated record
CCCCACGGCUCCCACCGACGCCGGCGGCCGAGCGGCGCCCGCGGUCGGUACCGGGACUGGGGAGGCGGAACGAGAGCCUCGAGAGGAGAACAGCCAGAGGAGUGAGGGGGCAAUGAGGACCUGAAGCCGCCAUGCCGCUGAAGAAGCCCCCGCAGGCGGCAGCCCCCAUGGCAGCCGAGGACGAGCUGCUGCUGCUGCAGAAACAAGCGCUGGCCGAGGAGGAAGCAGCCAAGAGCAAGGGGGAGAUGCUCAGCCGGUUCCUGAAGGACAAGCUGGCCAAGGAGAAGCACAGCAGUGCCCUGAACCUGCACAAGCUCAACGCGCAGUGGCGAGCAGUGCUGCGGGAGGCCAGAGCCGAGGAGCUGCAGCAGGACGUGGAGAUCCUCAGCCAGACCUUUGCCCGGGUGAUGGACGGCAAGGACAGCGUCAUUGAGUCCUUGGCCACAGACCUGGAGGAGGCAGAGGAGCAGCACGCCCAGGCCCUGCGCAGCCACCUGCGCAACAUCGACCGCCUGCUGCGGCUCCAGCGCUGCCGCCUGAGCUGCCUGCAGGAGGGGUACGAGGCCCAGCUGGAAGCCCUGAAGGUGGAAUUUGAGGCUGAGAGGAGAGCCAUCCUGGAGCAGCAGGAGCGAGAAAGCUGCUCCCUGCAGGCCAUGCUGCUGGCCACGGAGCAGCAUCACAGCAGGAACCAUCAGGAGGCUGAGCAGGACUUGCAGAGCGCCCAGGCUGUGCUCAAGAACAAGAGCAUGCUGGAGAAGCAAUUCAGCCGUGCACAGGUGAGCAACAAGCUGGAGGUCCUCUGGGAGCAGUUCAGGAAGGCAGCCCAGAGCUACGCAGAGGCCACUGAGCACCCAGCGGUCGCCCUGAGGACGCUGAAGCAGAAGGACAAGAAGAGCUCCAGGGAGAUCUCCACGCAGGCAAAGAAGCUGAAGAAGCUGCAGGACUUGGUGACAGCCACUAAGGGCCAGCUCGCAGCUCACCGCUGGGAGAGGGAGGAGCAGACCCAGCAGGGGCAGGAGGAGAAGGAAAGAGCCUUCAGGAAGCUUCUGGAGCUUGAGGGCAGGAUGAAGCAGGCCAGGACUAAGGCCCGUGGUGACCUGGCCAGGCUCAUCCUGCAGAGCAACACUGCCCUGAAGGCACUUGGGAAGGUGGUGGCAAAGGCUGCAGACGGAGGAGGAGAAGGUUCUGCCCUUCUACUCUUCCUCCCUGGCAGAGGGGGAGCAGCAAGAGGCCCAACGAGUCCUGGAGGAGACACCCACAGAGCCCCUGGCCCAGGCCUUGCAGGACUACCUCGGACUGGAGCUCUUCUGGCAGCUCUUCAACAAGGCCAAGCUGGAGGAGCAGGCACUGAGGCGGGAGCAGGAGGCCCUGAGGGAGAGGAACCAGCAGCUGCGGGAGCUGCUUGGGCAGUACCUGGCAGGGAUCUCAGGCAACCAGGAAGUGCCAGGCGAGCCCAGACCCCUCCUCACCAUCCAGCACAUGCCCAGGGACUUGCUCCGUGCUGGAGUGGACUCUGCACAAGAUCACAAGGGUGAUGCAGACCCCAACAGCCUCUUGAGAGAGGACAAAAGCCUGGACUGCAUCCUUGGUGCUGCUGGCACCAGCUGAGAGUCCUCUCCUGCAGACUUGGGCAUCCUACGUGGCACCUGGGGGCACCCCAGACACUGGGGCUGCUCAGAGGUGACAGGAAAGAGCUAAACUGUGCCCUCCCCCCCAAAAAAAAAGUGCUGUGGAGUCUUAUUUCUGGGACACACCAAGCAGGGAGGGGAUCUGUAGCCUCCCACUCAGGUCUGGCACCAGCAGGCAGCGAGCUGGAGGGGGUGGGUGGGUGGUACACAGCUCCCUCCUGCUGCCCUGUGCCACCCACACCUCCUACCCAGGACUGGACAAUUUGCAGCC